UUUUUUUUUUUUUGAAAAAAAUGCUUGUAAUCUAUAACGUUAUUUGGAUUAUUUGCUUUAUCUUACUGUUAACCUCUUUAUUUUUAUUAUAUAAAAAGCAGCGAGAAUCUAGAAGAGAUCCCUCUACUACUGUAAAUCAACAAACAAAUGAUAAUUAUGUCAUUGUAGAUAUCAGUGAAAAUCAAGCUAGACAACCCAACACAUAUUAUUACCCUUCUACUGAUUAUACAUUGCCACCAUUACAGCGUACACCGUCCUAUAGUACAGCGAUAAUAGGAUCAAAUACUGUAGAACAGCCUCCUCCAACUUAUCAGGAGCAUACAAAAGAUUAUCGUAUUCCACAGCCAAUAUAAAUACUAUUAUUACCUUAUAUAUCUUAUUAUCUUCCUCCCUCUUUCAUUCCCCCCUAUCUCUCUUAGUUAUAACACUAAUAUCAAAUUAUAUGUAAUAAUAAUAAUAAUAAUAAAUAUAUUAUAAAUCACAUUCACA
This is a messenger RNA of Cokeromyces recurvatus, 489 nucleotides long. RefSeq lists its product as uncharacterized. The transcript has 2 exons. The record is from RefSeq and is a predicted model, not a curated record. Lineage: Eukaryota; Fungi; Mucoromycota; Mucoromycetes; Mucorales; Mucoraceae. Bases 21 to 353 code for a protein of 110 amino acids.